Messenger RNA from Protopterus annectens (West African lungfish), 14538 nucleotides. It is a transcript of the gene MAP1S, whose product is annotated as microtubule associated protein 1S. Lineage: Eukaryota; Metazoa; Chordata; Ceratodontiformes; Protopteridae. The transcript has 7 exons. The record is from RefSeq and is a predicted model, not a curated record. Gene Ontology annotation, cellular component: neuronal cell body; dendrite; microtubule. Gene Ontology annotation, molecular function: actin binding; microtubule binding. Bases 34 to 4491 code for a protein of 1485 amino acids. Gene Ontology annotation, biological process: dendrite development; axonogenesis; regulation of microtubule depolymerization.
GAAUUUUUUGGAUUUAGAGAUUAUUCUUCCAAGAUGGCUGCACAGGCGGGAGUAACGGAGGUGUCUGAUUUUCAGCCAUCAGAGCCUCACCCUGGCUUUAGUAAUAAUACAUUCUCCGCUGUAGUAGUGGUUGGAGAGGCCUGUUACUCGGGACUCAUUCCCUCAGUGAUCUCGGCAGUGGUGACUGGAGUUCUGUCCUGGGAUGUUCCUGGUGCUAAUCUGGAUGAGCAGCUGAAGCUGUUUGUGUCUAGGCAUUCUGCUACCUUCUCAAGUGUGGUAAAAGGACAAAGGAGCCUCCAUCACAAGGGUGACAUUUUAGAAACUCUCGUGCUGAUAAACCCUUCAAACGAGUCUGUCUGCGCUGAGGUACGUACGUUAAUAACAGAUGUUUCUAGAUACAAGCUACUGCUGUUGGCAGGCCCUUUCUUGGAAGAUGCAGGUGAAUUAGUCCUCCAUUCUGGUUACUUCACACUUCAUGAUUUUAUCCAGAGUUUUGCUGAUAAAGAGAUUGGAGACCUGCUGAGUUCUGCUGAUCCUGCAACCAAAGCUUGCUUAACAGUAGCAUGUCCAGAUUUUGGAGAAUGGAAGAAUUCCAAUAUAGAUCAGCACAAUCUUCAAGACUUUAUUGACAUUCGAAUUAAUCCACCUAGUGUGUUGCCUGAAAUGGAAGGUCUGUUAGAGUUUGUGGAAUAUUUGUCUGAAUCCUUGGAGCCACCCUCUCCAUUUGAACUUCUAGAACCACCUACCACUGUUGGGUUUCUCAAACUAUCCAAACCUUGCUGCUACAUAUUUCCGGGUGGGCGCGGAGACUCUGCCUUUUUUGCUGUGAAUGGAUUCAAUGUUCUUGUUAAUGGAGGUUCUAGUUCUAAAUCUUCAUUCUGGAAACUGGUACGUCAUUUAGACAGGGUAGAUUCCAUUUUACUGACCCACAUUGGAACAGAUAAUUUAGUAGGUGUGAACAGCUUGCUGCAGCGGAAAGUAGCUGAACUGGAUGAGGGUCAUUCCCAGGGUUCUCAGAGUAAUGAGGACUGGAUGAAAAACCUGAUUUCACCUGAGCUUGGAGUAGUGUUUCUGAAUGCUGCAGAAAAGCUUAAGCAAUGUGACGGACAUCCUAAGGUGUUGAGAAGCUGUGAUGAGGCUAAUUUGCUAAUACAGUAUUUAGAAAAACUGAGCAUAAAGCCUGAGCCGCUUGUCAGGUCUCCAACCAAUAUAAAUGAGCCAAUAAUUUUAUUCCAGAAAAUGGGUGUAGGAAGACUUGAAAUGUAUGUUCUGAAUCCUUUAAAGGGCAGUAAAGAUUUAGAGUUUCUUGUCCAUCAUUGGACAGGUGACAAGUGUCCAGAAGGGUCACCAGUACCUCUAAGUUGUUCCACUUCAGUCUGUGCUGUUUUGGUGUGGCACCCUGCAAGUAAGCUAGAAAGGAUUAUCCGCGUUUUGUUCCCUGGCUGUGCUCCACAGAGCAGGAUUCUUGACGGUCUAGAAAAAUUAAAGAACUUAGAGUUUCUGAAGCAUCCAGUUGUUACUCCCAAAGAUCUGGAUACUUUCACAACUCCUGCAGAUAAGCAGUCAAAACCAAAAAGAACAGAAAGUAAAGAGAGCCUUAAGUCUAAUUCUAGACUUAGUCUUACAGACUUAAGAUCUGGACUACCGAGAGAGAAAGUAGCCAAAACAGAAAAAAAAGAUGCUAAGCCCCCUGCAAAGGAAAAAGUGAAGCUGUCUACUGAAUCACUGAAAGACCCAAGUUUAAGUACAGAGAAUGAAGAAAGAGGAAAAGGUCUCAAAUCUAAAGCAGAUUCAAAGGCAAAGGUAGUAAAAGAAAAGCCUGCUGUGAAGAAAGAACCUCUUAAAGAUGAAAAGAAGGAAAUCAAAAAAGACAAGAAACCAAUAAAAGAUGACGCUCAGGCAGCAAAAGAAGGCGAGAAGAAAGAAACAAAGCCAGAGAUGAAGAAAGAUGCAGUAAAACAAGAACAGAAAAAGGAUGGCCCAAAGGUCACUAAGAGAGAGAGUAAAACCGAAGUUAAAAAAGAAAUUAAAGAUGAUUCCAAAAAAGAGGUGAAGAAAGAGGUCAGGGAUGGUAAAGCAGAUGAUAAGAAAAAGCAGACUGUUAAAGAAGUAAAGAGAAGUUCUCAGGGAGCUGCUAUGAGUAAGAGUGGAACACUUAAAAAGGAUGGAGUAGCUCCCAAAAAAGAUUCUUCAGCAGGAGGAAGAGGAUCAGAGAAACCAAGAACCAAGACAUCAAAGAAGGACAGUGAUCCUAAGAAACUCGGAAAUGCCCAAGUUGAGGAUGCAAAAUGCGAGUUGCAGGAAUCCAAAAUAUCAUCACCAGAGGACAUGACUGCUGAAUUUGAAAAGUUGAAAAAUGAGGAAGCAGACAGCAUGCUUUCAGCAGUGCCGUCUGAGGGUAGUUUUGAAACUACAAAAGGGGAAGUGGUGCAUAAUCUUCAAGAAAAUGGACAUGUGGGAGAUAAAGGCUUUUGCCAUGCUGUUGGAGAUGUACAGAUCAAGGGUUUUCAGGACUGCAGUAGUUUUUACCCUUUGGAUGAAACUCUAGAGAGUCCAGACAGAUUUAGAUACCUUGAGAAAAAUACUGCAGCAUGCAUAAACUCUCCUUCUCCUCUUGCAAGGACACCGAAAAGCGAGUGCAGUCUAAAUUUUGAUGCCACAGGACCUGAAGUGGGACUGGUUGGGGAUGCAAAAAAUGAAUUCCUGAGUACAUGCCAAGAAGCCAUUGAAGACCUUUGUGCGAGUUCAGAAGAAAAGACGUUAGAAAUGGUAUCUCCUUCAGAGUCUAGACCAGCAAGUGCUGGUCAUACACCCUUCCACCAAUCACCUGUUGAUGAUAUGACUGUUUCUGUUGAUGGCUCUGAUCAAGGGAAAAUUUCCAGUCUCAAAACAGAGAGUAGAAAUCUAAACUCUUGCAGAUCUUUGGAUGCUGCCUCUUCAAGUUCAAAAUCUUCUCGUGAAAGUUCUACUUCUUCAUAUGAAAAGCAAACUGGUCGUCUUUCUUUAAGUCCCUUUAAGGAUGAUGUUCCAGAUGUGUCUCCAUCUAUUACAACACCUUCCCUUCCAGCAGAAGUAGGUUCUCCUCACUCUACUGAAGUUGACGAGUCCUUAUCUGUAUCUUUCGAGCAGGUUCUUCCACCUGUAAGCGAGUCUCCUCAAGAAGAAAGCAAUAUACCUUACUCCAAUGGCUUCACUCCUGAAAAUGAAGCAUUCCCUGGAAAAGGGGGGAUGAACUUGCCAUUAAGAUGCUCUCACAACUCCAGACAGGGUGAAUGUGAUGGAAUAGAUGGUCAUUUGCAUCGUCGGGUUCGUAGUCACUCAGAUUCGCCACAUGAUGUGGAUUUGUGCUUGGUGUCUCCCUGUGAGUUUAAGCAUCCAAAGUCUGAACUCUCCCCGUCUUUCAUUAAUCCAAGUCCAAGAGACUUGUCUGAUGAUAGCGAUCUUUCUCAAGAAUUUGUUAAACCUCUGUCCCAGAAAAGAGGUCAGAGAACACCUACGAACAGAAAGCAGCAGUGUGGUGAAACCCCACCAACAUCAGCAAGCGAGUCUCUUCCAACUCAGUCUGAUACAGAUGUGCCACCAGGAACAGAAGAUUGUCCAUCAAUUACUGCAGAUGCCCUGGAUUCUGAUGAAGACUCUGAAAAUCUUGCGGUCCGAGCAGUGCCUCAGCAAGAUACUUUAGCUAAGUUUCGAGACCCUCCUCCUAUUCCAUUGACUGAUCCUAAUCCUUUACCACCCCAACCUGGAACAUGUAUGGUAGAUCCUGAAAUUCUUUCAGUUGAUAAAACAAAAAGUGAGAAGGAUUCUGCCAGUGGCAAAGAAAAGACCAAAAAAACAGCUCUUAAAGCCAGUCUGUCUAACACAUCGCAAAGAAGUGAAAACACCAGGCAGUCACUGGCAUCUAGCAAAGUGAAAGGUGCACAGAGUUUAGCUAAGGAAACAAAUGAUAAGGUUAAGACAGUUGGCAGCAAGGGAGAUCAGCCAGAUAAGGCUUCAAGAAUUUCUGCUCCAGAUUCCAGGCUGUCAACAGGUGGACGAAGUGCAGGAAGUAGUACAAGUACGAGAGCACAUGGAUCCAGUAGACUAUCAACUACAGGGCCAGGUGUUGGCAGAUCGGCAGCAGGAAGCAGUCCUCCAUCUGGAUCUCCAGUGUACCUAGAAAUGGCUUAUAUUCCAAAUGGUUACAGUGCACAGACUGUGAAUGUGGACUUUUUUAAACUGGUUCGUUCAUCCUGUUAUGUUAUUAGUGGGGAGGACCCUUUGAAAGAAAAGACAAUGAGACCAAUUCUGGAUUCUCUCCUAGAAGGCAAAGCACUCUGGGGAAAUGAUGUUCAGGUAACGCUGAUACCAACUUUUGACUCUCAGGUCAUGCAUGAUUGGUACCAGGAGACUCAUGAGAGGCAGCAAGACCUGGGAAUCACAGUACUGGGAAGCAACAGCACCGUGGCCAUGCAGGAUGAGACCUUCCCAGCAUGCAAAGUUGAGUUCUGAGACUACAUUCUUCAACACAGUUUCUCUGCAGUCAAUGUUGGUAGACGCAGCUUAUGUCUCAACGGUUGUUACCCUAAUGGGGUUUGUUUUGCUUUCUGUGAAUGGUUAGUGGUCCUUUGCACAAGCUACUGCACUCGGAUGUUGAUGAAGGACUUGUAUAGUAGCACAGGACCAUGUUGCAAAACAGUGUAGCAACAAAGCAGUCCUGCAAGUGGGACCCUUCCAGACAUUUUUGAGGGUGCUUUUGAUUUGAAAAUCUUAGGGAGGGGCACCAGCCCUACCUUCCUUAAGUCAUGUGAUUGGUACAGGUAGCACUGAAGGCAUUUUAUAUUUCUUUGCAGUUUGUUACUGUUCAGUAAAAUUGCUAGGCCUGCAUCAUUGUUAUGCUGUUGGUAGUUGCACAUUUCUGCAAUAUUUCACACAAGGUUGUUAUAGGAAGUACAGUUGUGUCUCCACUCUGGACUCGAAAUCUGCCACAAUGAGAUGAUGGGGAAUGGGAGCAUUUUUUAACUGUUAGCCUGUUCAAAACUGUGUUUGUUACUGUAACCGUUGCGUUUAUGAAUCCAACUAGCUGCUACUUUUUAUAACAUGCCCCACAUACGGUUAUAUUGGAAAAGAACAAUCCAUCAUUCCCAUACUCUUAUUUAUUAAACUGUAGUGAAUUUUCUUGACUGUACUUCUGAAGCAGAAAAUCUAAGUCAUUUUGUGGCAUGUGAAGUUUACAGAACUUUGUCUAAAUGUCCAAUAUUGUCAAGUGUCCUGACAAUUUGUAUUUUCAUUACCAAGUGUGAUAAUGUUGUGGAUCUGUAUCUGUUUGCAUAUUAGAACCACAAUGCCUCUCGCAAGAAAUUGAGGGAAACUUAUUUCAGUGUUUUCCUCUGCUUGCAUUUAUAAUUUGCGUCCGUUGUAAUGCGUUCUGAUUUAAACAGGUCUGAGAAGACAGGCUUUAAACAAAAACAAAAACUGGGCUGCUUUAUCUUAAUCAUUGCAGUGCAGAAGGGAGGAAUUUUGAUUUUUUUUUUUUUUUUUUUUUUUUUUUUGUAUAAAAGAUUUGAUUUUAUGAAGGAGUUUUUUUCCAUAUUCUGUGAGUCGUAACAUGUUUUUUUGCCUGUCUAUCCUGAAUGAGUUGUAAAAUGAGUACUUGAAGGCAGAUAGUUCCAGAUUUAGUUGUGUACUUUAAAAUUGUUAGCAACAGGUUAGUCAGAAACCUCUCAUUUGCCAAAUUAAUGUCAUAUUUAAGUCUGCAGUGCAGUCAAGGUACAAAGAGGAGGUUAACUUCUUUUGGCUUUUUCCCAGUUAGGGGUCACCACAGCAGGUCACCUGUCCCCUAAUGAGUGGCAGUGGAGUUUUUUCCUCUUCAGAUUUUGUUUCAUCUCAGGCUUGAUCCUAGCGGGAGACAAAAAUCAGAAGACGUGUUUCCAUGAAUAGUGUUCCAUGUUUUUUGUCUUAACACAUCAGUACAUUGUUGUAUCCUGUUAGUCACAUUGUGUGCGCUUAUCUUAGAUGUAUUGUAAGGCAUGAAGUGUAGUAGUUUGUACUCCAGCAUCUCCGGGAUGCAAUGUGGAAUACAUAACUUCUAUGCUAUGAAAUGACUUGCCUUUUUAAUAAAAAAAAUAGCUGUAUUGUUAAUAUAAAGUCAGGAAAAUGUGAAGAGCUGCAAGUGUUACAAGCCGCCUAGAACAUUGUCCACCUUUGUAAUGCUUGCAUUAGUGGCAGAGGUUUUUUUUGUUUUGUUUUUUAAACUUGCAUUAACAGUGUCUUGUGUAUCAAAAUUCAAGCCAUUGCCCUCUAAAAUCCCCAGUCAGAGCCGACUGCUUUAGUGUUUGUAUUUGCUGUGACAUGGUUUUGGAAGCAGUCACCCACCUGUGUUACUUAGCAGGAGCAUGACAAGCAUUAGUAGGAAUUUUAACAUACUCAGAAGGCCACAACUCUAAAUAUUGCAGUUUUAGCACUACUCUGUGUUUCUGAAAUAUUAGAGAUGUGAAAUGGAGUGACCAUUUGAAAUGGAAGUAAAGUUGAAGAUGCCGUGCAUAAGAUGAGUUUAAGUAUGUGGCUUUGUAGAGAUACUUUAAGUGUUGGUGAGAUAAGUGCUGAAGUGUAAUAUGCUACUGGUCAUGUACAUUAUCUGUAGCAUCUCCAUACUUUCAGUACAUAAAAUUGAUUUUGGAUGUUUUUUAAAUUAUGAACUAUAUAACCCAUCAGGAUGUUGAAGGAACUGUUUGUAUGCCAUAUGGCAUAUCCGUACUGAAGACAUUUUUGAGAGAGAUUUGUCUUUUGUUUAUGCCUGUCCAGACUUGUUGAAUAUGGCACAAGUCCUGUGCCUUUCAAUCUAAAAUAACCAUGAGACAUGUUUCAGUGUGUUCUCGGACAUCUUUGCCCAUGAUUUGCUGUUGAUUGUGGGAAUAUCUGAAGCUAAACAUGAAUGCAGAUAUUACUGUGUAGAAGAAAAAAUCUGGUUCUCAGUUUGGCAUUUUGUGCCAAGGGCAGUGUCUGUUCCCACUCCUUAUACUUUAACCUUGUAUGCUAAAAGUAUGUCAGUAAGUGACCCUUGCAGGACUGCAUGACAUUCCUUGAGCCUAUUGUUUUCUCCUAUGCAACCCAUGGGAAUGAUAAAGCCUCAUUAGACCCCCGCGACACGCAUGUGAUAUGAUUUUAGAUCCCUUUGUCUUUAGAAGUAUUGCAUUUUCAUUAUCUGACAUCUUUACAUGGUCCUUGGCUUCUGUUUAGAAGUCUGGCAGUUUUCUCACAAGACUGUAGUUUGUCCUUAGGUGAUCAUGUUUGCUUCUGUUUACAGGCCUGACAUUCCUUUAUCUGACUAUCUUCUGACAUGACUCCGUGUGUCCUUGAAAGAGGAUGAUGACGUUACUGAAACUAGUAGUAGCAGCGUGUCUUGCCUGCACACCACAUGCCAGAUAUUUUGGGAGAUUUCAGGAUACUUUUACAAUUACUAGAUUAGUUCCCACCUUUGUUUACUGGUAGGUAUAAAGGGGCUGAGGAUUGAUGGAUGGAGGUAUGUCUGCAGUGUGAUACGUAUCGUAACUGCUUGCUCCAUAGUUACUUUUGUAGCAUCAGGUGUACAGGAGCCAAUUUAAUGGUUAACCGUGCAGCAGCGAUGAUUGUCUGAAAACCAUACUCAUAACCUGCUGUCUGCAAAAUGGAGGAAGUUUUCCUGCCACCUUGUUACAUUGGUCUUGAGCCCUUCCCCUCCAUUUAAGUGUAAAGAGUACCUGCUGUGAUUUAAGCAUAGAACAAUGUAGUAGUAGUAGUAGUAGCCAAUCUUUUACUAACGCACCCUGGGUUUCAUGUAGGAACUGCAGCACACUUUUGCAUUGAAAGUGAAUUAUGUUUGAAUCAUAUGGGGCUAAUGCACUGGUCUGUUUCUAAACUUCCUGUCUAUAAAUAUCUUUAGAUUGGCAUAGUUUUGUGGUCAAGGACAUUUACCAGACCUUGUUUAACAUGGUCUUGAAUGCUUCAGAAAUUAACAUCUUGGUGUUGCCUUAAGCAGAUGUAUUUCGUAAUAUCUUGGUCUUCCUGUUCUUGGAAGGUUGUCAAAAUUUCAACGCUAAAUGACAAAGGAAUAAUUCUGACAAGUGAAGCAUCCUGCUUAACGUUUUUAGAAUUGGAGUUGCAGUGCUAGAGUACCACUUGGGGCACAUUGUCCAUGUGUGCUAUUUUAUUGUGCUUUAAGCUUGUGCUCACUAGUUUUUGGAUACUGUUAAUGUGAUCUGCGCUUCAAGGUUUUUUGUAGCUUCUAAAUGUCAUCUAGCCUCUUGUGUAGAGUUGUGUAUAUAUAAACACGUUGUAUUUCUUGUAUAAAGUUUGUGAGUUAAUGCCACUUUUUGAGGUUAGUGUAGGGAGGAGCUACAUAACUGCUUUAGCAGUACUAGUGUUCAUAUUUUCUGUUUGCAGGACCAUAAGCUUUUAUAGGCAUAUGAAUACAUGUAAUUACAGGGUCUUUUGUUAAACACCAACAUUAGUAACAUUUUCUAAUUGAGAAAAUGCAGCAGCAUUACUUUUAGGUUCCAGCUCAUUAGUAGUAAUUGUGAGGUUUCUCUGUACUUUGAGUAUCGUGGCCUAUAUUGAGAAAUCCAUUCUAGUAUUUGGAUGAGAUAGUGAAAAGGGGCUUUUUUAAAUGUUACUCUACCUGAAAACAUUUUAACUAUGGGGAACUUCUUUUACAGCACUGACGUUUUUAGCCAGACAAUAACAUUUUGACGAUGCUUAAUUGCACUCUCUUGUUCACCAUAUAUGGUGUGCCACAGGUCACCAGUGCCUGUCCUGUCUCUCUUAUCCCACCUCCUACCCCUUUUUAGGUCAAAGGACUUCCUUCAAUGUAAUGAGAUGUGCUCAGUAAUGUGAAGCAGCUUACAACAGCCAUGGUUACAUUAUGUAAAUUUAAGGAUUUAUUGUCCGUCACAGUUUCAUCCCUCAAGUGUUAUGGUUUUUUUCUUCCUUACCUUGUAUACCUAGAGUGGAAUAUACUUCAGAUUUUAGUUCACUUUUGUUUGUGAGGUUCUGCUUUUUGUUGGUCUGUAAGUGGUUCUGGGUUUCAGAAUUUCAAUGCAAUUACUUUUUUCUGCUUCAGGUGAUCUGGCUGAAAAAUGGGGUUAAAUUUUACUGUUUUAUUGGAUUGCUCCUCCUUCAAUCUUAUGCUUAUUACUUGGUGUUCAGAACUGUUUGCUUUCUUUUGUCCCCUAUUGAGGUAAAGAGGGACCUUGAUGACUUAUCUGCUUUGUAAGAAGCUACUUUCUUCAAAUAUUGUAACAGUCGAAGCAAACGAUAUUCUGAUAUUUGUUCCUUACAUGUUGGGAAUUUUUAGUAAAAACUUGAGGCAUUAAAACUGGUCCAGAAUAUGCCCCAACUCAAAACAGUUUGGUUGCAGUGACAGCAGUCCUGCUUCAGCAAAGAGAGACCACUUCAAGAAGAUUCUUCUAAGUCUAUGCAACCUCAGUACAUUAUAGCAGUCUGACUUUUGUGGGAAGCCUGCUUAGGAGAAUGUUUAACUGAUUACCAUUUAAAUCCAAUGAAUUGAUGAGAAACUUUAUGUACAUGCCUUGCCAAAAAAGGGAUAGGAUCGAAUUAAAUGUGGAGGUGCUGAGACUAAUUUUCUUUUCUUGCUUAAAAUGUGCAUAUUGUCCAAGAUCUAGGUCAAGUAUUGUAAGUGCUGUUUGUCUUGGGUAAGCUUCAGUUCGGCACUGAUGCACAGGCCUCCUGAUGUAGUAUGCCUUUUGCAGGGGUCAGAACAGUCUUAAAAACUUAAGUACUAAUUUGGAGAGGUCACCAAGCCUGGCAUUUUUGCUAGACACAAUUUAGUGUCCCCUGUUUGGUAGAACAUCAUCCAUUGUUCUAAUUUUUUUCUUGAUGGUGCUCAUCCUGUUCUGUCUAGAGGACCAAGAAGAGUUUAUAUUGUGAUUAAACUGGGGAAUGUUGCUGUAAAGGGAUCCUUGCUUAAUUACCCUAUUGCAUUUCUCUGAAUUAAAUUCUAGAAAUGCUUUUUGAGUUUUUUUUAAGAAGCUGACCACAUCUGUCAGUUAAUUGUUGGAAAAAACUACGAAGUCAUGUCUCAAUGUAUUAGGGGGUAUGCAGGGGAAAUUAAGUUAUGUAGAUGGUCUAGUAUUUUCAUGUCUCUCCUGUGACUUGAUUUGGCAGUUGUCCAGUGUUGAAGCUGCAAGUGGUCCAGAGGGAUUGCUGUUUUACCCAGGUUAAUAAAUUCAAAUAGAAUGCUUUCUUAAAUAGGUUUCCAUCGCCACUGUUGGUGGAGUUCUAGAAAUUGUGACAAGUAAUCCAUCCCUGCCAUUAAAGGCCAUCCUGUAGACUCCUUCCUGUGUACUUGUUCUUAACAGGUUUCCCCUUUAGAGGUUGGCUUAAGAUCCCUUCUUAUAUGGAGGCAGUGGAGGAAUGGCUGGGAAGCUAUAAUUUAAUUUCUCAAGACUCCUGAGAAACUAAAAGCUGGCACCUUCCAAACUGUCUGAAAGUAAUUGUGACCUUUGUCAUUUACCAGAGAAAACUGACAUCCAUAUAUUUGGUGGAUGCUUCACUCUCCAUGCCUGCUUACCUAAAGGGAAGCUCAUUUUACUCUGUCUUCAGGCCAUUAUUACCAACACAGAGUAGUAGAUUCUGGCUUGGCUGUGGCUCAGUGCAUUUACCAAGUGGUAAACUGCACUUUUGGAACAUUGCUUUCUUUCAGUAGGUGGUUUCAGAAAAGCAAACGCGUACAAAAAUUAGGAUGACAGAUUUAAAAAAAAUCCUACUUGAAGCUAUCUUUGUAGAUAUUUAUAAGAAUAGACUUUGCUAUUUUUGUAGCAGAAUUUCUACUUCAGUGAGUAAAAUAAGGUUUUCUUACAGUGAAGCCCAUUCUGAUCAGGAAUUCCAAGGCCCUCUGGUGACUCCCUGCAGAUUUUGUGUGUGGUUACAGGUCAAGAUGCGUCAUUCUGUACUGUAACCAGCAUUGUUUAACAGAUCAUAAAAUAGGCGUACUGACUCCGUGGUUAAGCAGGAUCAUUCCAGUCCCCAGAAAGAUUUCCCAUACCUUAAUGUGAUUGGAAUGAAGGCAAUUUCAGCAGCAUUCCAAAGUUUCAGAAAAGAGGUAAAGCUUGUGCCUGCAUAACAAGGCAUGGGUGCUGACAGGACUGCGUAUACAGGCAGUGAUGAUUUUAAAUGAUGAAAAAAAGCAGUCGUAUCACAAAUAACAGAUGUAAAACACUGUCAUAGAUUUUAGAAGGCAUCCAUGAGUUCUGUGUUUGUCACAAGUUUUACUGCCAAGGCAUUAUGUGGUAUGUAGAUAAAAAGAUGUAGUAUUUUGCAAGUACUUAGACUUAACUUUUGAAAAAAAAAUAGUUUCCACAGUUUUUAGUAUAUGUCAUUUAAAAAAGGCUUGCAGUAUGUCUUAAACCAGAAUCAAAAAUGUUGGGUUUUCUACAGCUCUGUUGGAACAUGACAAAACAAUUUGUGUUGUCCGUUAUUUACACUGCUUUAGUGACCCUUGCAUAUAACUAGGCCCUACUUUCAGAAAGGCAUACUGCCUAACAAGUGAGGUAAAUAUGAAGCUCAAGACUGGCAACCUAGUUUUUGUAAGGCAAUGAAUGAAUGACUAUGGUGGUCUACAGCAAGCAGUGAAGCCACAAGGCUCAUGCUUUGGUACCUUGCGUUUCAAUUAGUGUUGUAGUAAUAGCACUUCAUCCACAAUUUUUCCUCUGAUAUACUGCCUAGUGUAGGGAAACUCCACAAAGGGCAACAAAGCUACCUGUAGGAUUAACAAGUUUGUCUUAAACUUAAUUUUGUACUGUUGCAUUACUCCAACAAGGGAGUUCCUUACUGCAAGAUUCACUUUCUGUGCUUUUUUUAUUCCUUUUUUUUUUUUGAUACAGAAGAUUUUUUUCCCCCAGUGGCAGGGCUAACAGAAAACUGGUGUUGAUGUCCCCUUGGCCUAGAAGUGAGCUGUAGUUCAUUUUUCAGUAUAAGGUGGCAAGGGAUAAAAGGAUAUCUCAGAAUGUGGCUUCCAACACGCUCAGCAGUGCAGGUGCCAUUUUCCUUUCAUUCCCACUGAGUGCAGUUUUUGAAAAGUGAAGCAUCAGGCAUCCUUGUUAGCAAGGUAAUAGUUGUACUUAAUGAAGAUUUCCUUGUUGUGCUAGCAAGAACCUUGUACUUCAGCUAGUCUGCCGACAGAAGAGAAUUGCUUGAUUGACAGUUGCGUAGUGUUGCAGCCACUGACAUUACAGCUGCAUGCAUUCCGUAGUUAUCUUGCAACAUUGAUUGGAAUUUGGGUUGCUUUUCUGAGGAAAGUGAAUAGGUGUUAGAUUUGUUUCAUGUCAUCACUUACUGUAAGGGAGCCUUCCCCUGACUUAAGACUUGAACCCUCUCCUUUGAGUAGCCAUAGUCUGAAGACCUGAACUAUUUUAAGGUGAGAAGAUGCGUUUUGUGGCAGUUGGCUCUGCUUGAAGGAUUAGUGUGGUUGUGGCUUUUUGAUAUGAUCCUGCCUUUUCUCCCAUAAGGGUAAUGUAAUCCUCUGAACAAAUGGCUUUCUUACCAGAAUGUGUCUGGCCUUUCACCUGAAACUUGAAUUAUCCAGUCAGCAUUCCAGUGGCGUUCACUGAAUGUGACUUUUGUAAAAUGAAGAGGCUCUACUCCUUAGAUGUACAAAUGCGUCCCCGUUUGGUAUACAGAUGGAGCUAAAUCUAUAUCCACGACAGAGGCGCAUCUGUUCUUAAUUUGAAUAAUCUUGGUUCAGUAAAUAGCUCUGUUAAAGUGGGCAAGCCCCUGGCAUAAGCUUCCUCACAUGCAUUAGCCAUUUUCUUUGGUUGCAUAUUUUUGCAAACUGUCACUUGCAAAGCUGUUAACAUCAUGAAUACAAAAAUUAUCAGUUCUGAUAUGCUGUCCUCAACAGCAGCAUGUUACAAAUUAGCAGUUCUGUCCUUCUGCAGGUGGGUUUGCAGUUACUAUACAGAAUUUGGCCCACUUUAAAGCAUGUUGUAUUAGAUUUGGAAAUUAACCUGUAUUGUCUUCACUACCUUUACCAGAAUACAAAUCUGCUUGCUGUUUUUUGUCCUUGGAAAAUUAAUUAUUUUGGGGGGAGUAAGAAUGGCAAUCGGCAUACUCUAGGUUUUUCAGUUUCAUAGUUAUAGUUGAGUGAGAACCUGAAAAUCUGUGUUCAGAAUACUUUUGGUGUAGUACUUACUGUUAUACUGAAGAUACAAGGGGUACUUCCAUGGCUGUUGUGACCUGUUCUCGAACAAAUAACUGACCACACAACUCUCACUGCUUUGAAAGCUGCCAUAAAAGAUAUCUCUGCUGCUAGCAAUAGGAAAUAGUUGUAUAUGGAAGUUUCCAGCCUUAGAGUUGCGUUAGAUUUAGUGUGUUGUAUUAAGGGGGGGUGGCACAAUUUAGAUGAAGCUACUCCCCCCCCCCCCAAAAAAAAAAAAAAAAGUGUGUACUCAAGGUGAUCAUAUCAAAUGCAAUCAUCAUGCAUCCAUUGUAGCUUCUGUAUCCUCUGAACAUGCAUAGUGUUGCAGCCGACUUGAAUGCAUCUUUGUCAUGACAAGAUGUAACAGACUCAUUUCUUUGCUGUCCAUGUGCACAGAGUUGACUGAAUAUUUUGUCUUUAGUGGCCUGCUGACUCUGAAUCUGGAUUGUUGGUGUGUUGCAGUGACACAAGCUCAGUGGCCUCAGGACAGAUUGUUUACUCUAUCAUUUACAUUUAUGGUUAAUAUUUCAUGCUGUUUUAAAGUGAUUUUAUAAGAUUUGUAGUUUGGAAAGUGCUAUUCAGUUUUUUGAAGUUCCUACUGUGGAAUUGGGUUAUAACUCCAGAGUAAAUAAGAAUUUGAAAUUUUAUAUUAAUUACUUGGUGGAUCACCUUUUAGUGUGGCCUGCGGAGGUGGCUGCUAACUUCUAUGCACCACCUACCCAAAAAGAGUUGUGCGUUUCCUAAGAUCUGUCAUGUGGAAAUCCUCCAUUUCCAGAUGGAAGACUUGCAUAUGUCGUACAGAUUUCACUUUUCCUGCCCCUUCCCCUUUUGUGGCAUAGGUAUGCGACUUUAGUCGGGUAGUACCCUCAGGUAUGAAGUGGUUGGCUGAAAAAACUGUUACACCUCAAAGGCAUUUUUGGUUUCUGACAUUCCAAAAUAGAAUUCUGUCUUGGACAUGCAAAGCUGUAAUGGGAAGAUGCAGAAACUAUUAUUGUUAGCUUUGAAGUAUUGGUAGGCACUUGUCAGUUAUUUGAAGACGCGUUUACUUGAUUUUCCUGGGGAAAAAUGAAUUUUGGUCUCCAGUAAAUGUGAGAUUUUGGAGAGAGAAUUUAGUUAUAAUCUGUGCCACUGCUUUUGUAGUCCAUCCUUUUCAGUAUUUAUUUUUUUCUUUUAUUUAAUUUGUUUUUGACACACUAUUGUAAUUUUGAGCUGAGGGAGCAGAAACCUGAUUUUCAUGUCGCUCGGCUUUUUUUUCUUGAAAUCUGUAAAUGUAUACAUGUAUAAUAUAUAUAUUUAAUAAAUACUGAACACUAACUUUUUGUUUUGUAAAAAUGAAUAAUAAAAAGUAAUGCAAUGCUGUGAAUGAA